AUGCCCGCUAAAUUUGUGGCACAGACGCUUAAUUUCCACAACGAGUUACCUUCCAAAUUACGUCGGCUAAAGUCCCUUAUUACAGCAAAAGGGCUUGAUACGCUGACCAGUAAAUCAGUAUUUGUCGAACUAGACCAGGAAUCUAGAAAAGAAAAUGAUUUCUUCGACAAGUAUUUGAGAAAGAGACGACAGCGCUUUGAAAGUGAGUCUAGUAGCUCAGCUGACCCGACAAAUCAACCGAUAUCCGGCUCGAUUGAUAUUGACGUUGAGAAUGAGGCUGAGUUGGAAACAAAAGUUGAAGCUGGCACUAAAGCUGAAGCUGCGGGUCAAAGUCUCAUCGAAACAUGUAUCUUGAGUGAAUUUCGAAUGUGCAAUAUCUCCAAAAAGCUUUCAAAGCAUCAAUAUAGAGAGCUCUACUCACUCGUUCAUCGAUCUACAAGGUUCAUAUUGAAUGGACGUGCAAAAAAGAAAACUGAGGUUUCCUUAAACCAGGUGGCAGAUAUCGUUAGUAACGUGAUGGCACUGCUACUAAGUAAGUCAUAA
Messenger RNA from Brettanomyces nanus, 543 nucleotides. RefSeq lists its product as uncharacterized. The transcript is spliced from 2 exons. Bases 1 to 543 code for a protein of 180 amino acids. NCBI's taxonomy places the organism in Eukaryota, Fungi, Ascomycota, Pichiomycetes, Pichiales, Pichiaceae. The record is from RefSeq and is a predicted model, not a curated record.